Molecule: messenger RNA, 1980 nt
Organism: Aegilops tauschii subsp. strangulata
Lineage: Eukaryota; Viridiplantae; Streptophyta; Magnoliopsida; Poales; Poaceae
Product: protein FAR1-RELATED SEQUENCE 5-like
Source: RefSeq, a predicted model, not a curated record
AUGGCGUAUGCAAGUGAUGAGAGUAUGUUCGAGUAUCUAAAUGUUGUCAGCAAGAUGUUUGAUAGUGAGGCUGAAGGCUAUGAAUUCUACAACAAAUAUGCUCUUGAAAAAGGUUUUAGUGUGAGGAAAAGCUACGUUGAGUGGGAUGGAUCCAACAAAUACAUAAUUUUAAGGAAAAUUGUGUGUAGUCGUCAAGGGUUUCGCGAAGAGAAGCAUAUGAAAAGAAAGAUGGAAGAUAGAAAGAGGAGGCCACGAAGUUUAACUCGUGUUGGGUGUAAUGCUAAAUUGGUCAUUACGAGACAGGAGGAAACCGGUCGGUGGUUUGUCAAGGAUUUCAUCGAUGAGCACAGCCAUCCUCUAGCCCCACGGGAUCUUUCUUGUCUGCUGCGUUCGCACAGACGAAUUAGCGAUGAGCAGAAAGCGGACAUUGCGGACAUGGAAAAAUGUGGGAUCCGCAAAUACCGUAUUAUGGAUAUUUUGUGCUUUCAAUACAGUGGAUUUGAUAAGGUUGGAUGCAUAAAGAGGGACAUUUAUAAUUUCUGCCAUGCUAAUAAGCAGGAGACAAUCAGUGCCGGUGAUGCUAAUACGGUGAUCAUGCACAUGAUGGCGAGGCGAGAGCGAGAUGUGGAUUUUUUCUUCAAGUACUUGGUAGACGAGCAUGGCCAUCUGAAGGGACUGUUCUGGGCUGAUAGUCAAUCGCGACUUGACUACGAGGCUUUCGGAGACGUCAUUGUUUUCGAUAGCACAUACAGAACCAACAAAUACAAUCUGCCAUUCGUGCCGUUUGUCGGGUUGAAUCACCACCGCAGCACUGUUAUUUUUGGCUGUGGUAUAAUUUCUCAUGAAACAAGCCAGGCAUACGAGUGGAUGUUGCGGACCUUUUCUGAUUGCAUGGCACAGAAGCAUCCGAUAUCUGUGAUCACAGAUGGGGACCUUGCAAUGCAGAGAGCAAUCAGGGUGGUCUGGCCAGACUCAAACCAUAGACUAUGUAUAUGGCACAUUCAGCAGAACAUUGUACGCCAUCUGCAUGAUGACGACGUAAAGGAGGAAUUCAGAUCUUUCAUUUAUGAUACUUCUUUCAUUGAAGAGCAUGAGAUAAAAUGGAUACAAUUCUUACAACGGAAUAAAGUAACCAGUGAGGAGUCUUGGCUGCAUCAGAUGUAUCAGAUGAGAAAGUUGUGGUGUGCUCCAUAUCUUGAGGGGCGUUGUUUCCUAGGAUUGAGCAGCAAUCAGAGGAGUGAGAGCUUGAACUCUGUGCUACAUACGCAUCUUGAGGGUAAGAUGUCGUUGUUUGAAAUGCUAGAGCACUAUGAGCGUUGCCUUGCGUCGCGACGGAUUAACGAAGCUCUCCAAGACGUCGAAGCCUUGCAGUCCGUUCCAUUUACAGAGGAAAAUGCUUCGCCACUUGAGAAACACGCCGCAACAGUUUUCACACCUAGUGUCUUUAAGAUGGUCUUAUGGAGCAUAGAUGCUGUCAGCAAAUGUCAGAUCAGAGAGAUACUAGAUGGAUCAGAAGAUUCCACUUAUGUUGUGUCCAAGCAGGAAAGAAUGGAUAAAAAGUUUGGAGUGCGCAUUGAAGAGCAAGGAGGUCUUUUGCACAGGAGGUACCGCGAGUUGCGGAAUUGUAGUCACGCCGCAAGUUUCAAGGCAUGCCACUCUGAUGAGGACUAUCACCGUCUAAAGAUGCUUUUGGAAGCACAACAUCAUGGCAAGCAAUCAAGUUUUGAACAAGCUGACAGCAAGGGGUCAACUAAUGCUCAGCAUAACAGCAUUAGGUUUGGCCCGUUGAUGCCGCACUCGGAGAAAGUUGAUAAGGUUCUGGAUCCCGUGCAUGUGCCAGGCCGAGGUGCACCGAAGAAAAGGCUGCAGGCAAAGACAAAGAAGUCAAGAUCACAGAAUAUGUGUGGCUAUUGCAAGAAUCCUGGUCACAAUCGACGUAAAUGCGCUAAAUUGCUAGAGGAUCUCGAGGCUGAACUGUGA